Molecule: messenger RNA, 1189 nt
Organism: Panicum virgatum (switchgrass)
Lineage: Eukaryota; Viridiplantae; Streptophyta; Magnoliopsida; Poales; Poaceae
Product: probable phytol kinase 2, chloroplastic
Exons: 5
Coding region: 153-881 (242 amino acids)
Molecular function (GO): kinase activity
Source: RefSeq, a predicted model, not a curated record
AGGAGAAGAGACCCUCAACUACACUGUCCUAUUUUAUGGUCAUGACAAGUCCACGAUAAAGGUCGCUGGGGGCAGGCGAGGCGAGGAACAGAUGCAUCCAUCCGGUCAGUCCAGCUCCAGCAGAAACAGACACCAACAGCUGAUUGGGGACCAUGUGGACGGAGAGCCCGCUGGUCCGCGACGCCGGCGCCGCCGUGCUCACCGGACUCGCCGUGGCAGUCGUGCUCCGCUUCUGGGAGGAGGUCGCCAACCGCGCGCUGCUGGAACAGAAACUUUGCAGGAAACUGGUGCACAUAACUGUUGGAUUAGUGUAUCUCCUCAUGUGGCCUUUGUUCAGUUCAGAUGAUGUCUUUGCCCCAUUUCUUGCUCCGCUUAUUAUCGAAAUCAACAUCAUAAAGGUGACAGUAAUUGGGCUCGGUGUUGUUAAAGAUGAGGGCGUGGUUAACUCGAUGACCAGGCAUGGGGACUACAGGGAACUACUCAAGGGCCCCCUGUAUUAUGCGUGUGCUAUAACUCUGACAACAAUAGUCUUCUGGAGGACAUCCCCCAUCUCAAUCGCCGUGAUCUGCAAUUUGUGUGCGGGAGAUGGUGUUGCUGACAUAGCUGGGAGACGAUUCGGACAAGUGAAGCUCCCUCACAACCCUGGGAAAUCGUAUGCUGGCAGCAUUGCGAUGUUCAUGGCCGGUUUCUACGCAUCAGUGCUGUACAUGUGCUACUUGAACAUUUUCGGAUUUGUUGACAAGAGCUGGGCUAUGGUUGGUGCCUUUGGUGUCAUAUCCCUUGCUGCAGCAGUAGUGGAGUCGCUGCCCAUCAGCACACGCCUUGACGACAACCUGACGGUUCCUCUUGUAUCUGUGCUCGUCGGUGCCCUCGUUUUCUAGUACUUCAUUGGAGCCAAAAUACCUGUGCUGCAUGAGCAGCGAGGACAGCAGCGGCAUCAUUUCAGCAAUCUCUGAGAUGGUGUUUGCAGGCAGCAGCAGCAGCAGCAAGUAGCCGCAGCCCAGAAGCAGAGUGCAUAGAGAGAGGAGUGCUGCUUGAUUGAAUCCCCCUGAUGCGUGUCAUGUCGGUAUCUGAUUCUUCGUGACAGUGGUCUUUGUGUAAGCAAACAUUCUUGUGGCUUGAAAAUGAUUAGUAAGAAAGAAGAAAAAGAAGGAAAUUGAAUAACUUUCUAAUUCCUUUGAAGAUCAAA